Messenger RNA from Stegodyphus dumicola, 2945 nucleotides. RefSeq names its product cytochrome P450 4c3-like. The record is from RefSeq and is a predicted model, not a curated record. NCBI's taxonomy places the organism in Eukaryota, Metazoa, Arthropoda, Arachnida, Araneae, Eresidae. Gene Ontology annotation, molecular function: oxidoreductase activity, acting on paired donors, with incorporation or reduction of molecular oxygen; monooxygenase activity; heme binding.
UCAUACCAAUUGAACGCGCUGAAAUGAAAGGGCUUGUUCUAAGCGCUUCUUGAAAUUUGGAGAGGAUCGCAAGUGCUCUUGAUGCAUCAAGAAAUGUUUUGUAUUUAAAAAAGUACAUCUUCAAGAUGUGAAUUGCCAGUACGACAGAUUUUGUUUGCUUUUUAUCGGAAAUUACCUGAAUCUCAUUUCAUUUAUUAUUUUCAUUAGUUGAUUUACCUGAAAAGUAGUUUAGGCCGACUGAGUUUGUUGUCUAGUGUAUGAUCACGAUACUGAAGAAUUUAUGUACUUUAAAAGAGAAUUUUUAACGAUAUAAGUGCAAUUACAGAAGUUAAUUUGCGCUUGAAAGUAAACGAAAUUUCAUUGGAAAAUAAUAGGAUAUUUGAAUACGGAUUGCAUCUCCUUAAUGAUACCAUUAUAAGCAACGAAUGACAUUUUCUCAUUUAAAUGCUUUGAAUAAAUGUAAUUAGCCGGACGAAAUAAUAGUUUGUUUCCAUAUAGGAAAUAAAUAUUUAGAAAGUGUAAAAAAUACAGGGAAGCAUGGAAUAUAUGCAGCAAAGUGAAAGGAUAUAAGGAGCAUUGUUAAGUGGCUGUGUCGAGAAAAUAUAUUAAAGAGAUUUGAAAGGUAAAUAGCAUAAAUGUGUGGUAAUCUAAGACAGAUUAUUUCUUAUCUGAUGGAACUUUUAUCAGUAUUGAAUUAUUAUAUGUCAGUAUAAUAAAUUCGCUCUUAUUAAACAUUUAAAAACUCAGUUACAUUAAUCAACAGUCGAAAUGAAAGAAUGAAUUCACGGUUUAUCAAGAUAACAUUUUCUUACACUCCGAUAUUAAUGGAUGAUUUCUGAGUGAAAACUGGAGCUAUGAGUUUCAUUGAAAUAUAAAGUAAACCAUCCUAUUUUCAAAUUUAUAAUUAUUUAUUAUAUUUACUGAGAACUUACUGUGUUCAGGUUUUAGCAAUAAUUUUACAAAUUCUCUGACAACGUCGUAACAUUGUGAGAACAAUGGCAUCCGCACAAGCCUUCUUUCUGCAAAGGUUUGAAGAUUAUUUCAGGUUGCAAAAGUCAUCAGCAGUAUGGACGUUAACGACUUCCGUGCUUAUGAUAACGUUGAGCAUUAUAUAUUAUAUUUAUAACACAAAAAAAUGUAAAGCUCCUGCGAAAAGAAUUCCAGGACCAAAGGUGAAUGGUUUCAUCACUAAUGUUGUGCCUUUAAUUAGCAUUUUUAGGAACAAGGCAGCCAGCAACAGAGUGCUGUUCUUCCAAGUGAUCUGUGCCUAUUCCCAUGUGUUUCGAAAGGAGGGUAUGUGGCUGUUCUGGGGUGGAUUGAAGCAAGUUCUUAUUCUCUACAAAGCAGAAACAGUUGAGCCUGUGCUCAACAGCAAUGAAAUCUUGAACAAAGGUUUUGAAUAUGAAUUUGUAACUCCUAUGCUGAAAGAAGGAUUGUUAACAAGCAAGGGAAACAAAUGGAGAUACCGAAGGAAACUCCUGACACCAGCCUUCCAUUUCCGUAUUUUAGAUGAGUUUAUACCGAUCUUUAAUGAGCAGGCUCAAAUUUUUGCUUCUAAGAUCGCCGCACGGAUAGCGAAGGAAACUUGGAUUGAUAUUGCUCCUCUGACUUCAUUGUGCACAUUAGAUAUCAUAUGUGAAACUGCUAUGGGUAAGAAGAUUAACGCACAAGGAAACAGUACAUCUCCCUAUGUACAAGCUCUGCACAAACUAUGCAAAGCUGCAACUGACAGACUCCUAAGACCAUGGAUGUGGCCCGAUUUCAUUUAUUACAGAACAACCGAAGGCAAAACUUUCAAAAAUUGCUUAGAAAUCAUGGAUAACUUUACGAGACAGGUUGUGGUUGAACGGAAAGAAGAAAAACUGAAAGAACGCGAAGUACGUGAUCACGAAAAUGGUGCGAUGGAUGACGAGAUGAUCGGCCGUAAAUGCCGGCGCCGUCUGGCUUUGCUGGAUUUGCUUCUCGAUUUGCAUCUCAAAGACGAGAGUUUCACUCUGGAAGACAUUGCGGAAGAGGUGGACAACUUCAUGUUUGCGGGUCAUGAUACAACUUCCUCUGGGCUAAGUUGGGCGUUGUAUAUGCUGGGCCUUCAUCCGGAAAUUCAAAAGAAAGUACAUGAAGAAUUGGAUGAUGUAUUAGGAGAUGAUGAAGAUAAACCCAUUAUGUUGGAGGAUAUUAAGGAGCUCAAAUAUCUCGACUGCGUCUUGAAAGAGACAAGACGUUUAUUACCGCCAACUCCUUUCAUCGCCAGAGAUCUUGAUGAGGAUACAAAUAUAAAUGGAUACAUGAUACCAAAAGGUACAAGUUGCGGAAUUUUGAUAUAUAUGCUGCAUCGUGACCCAGAUGUCUUUCCGAAUCCUGAAGUAUUUGAUCCUGACCGUUUUCAGCUGUCAAAUUCCACUGGAAGGCACCCGUUUGCGUAUGUUCCUUUUUCUGCAGGGCCUAGAAACUGCAUCGGGCAAAGAUUUGCUACCUUCGAGGCUAUAACAGUGAUGGCAACAAUACUCAGAAAAUUUGAAAUCAAAUCUAUGGAACCACUCGACAAAAUACACAUUGUGGACGAACUGGUUUUAAGAUCAGAAAGUGGUCUGAAAAUGAAUUUCAGACCUCGGCACCUCCGUAGCUUAACCGAAAGCUUAAAUUACUCUUGUUACUUUAUCUUUUUUGUUGCUUUUUGUGAAACGUGUAAUUUGUUUUGUAAAGUGUGUUAAGUGAAUCAUGUACUUAAGAUGAUUACAUAACCCAAAGACAGUGUUGUUUGCGAAAGUGAAGAAAUUUUAAAUUUUGUAGUAAAAAAUGUGUCUUCGUUCCGUAAGACAGUGCAGCAGUGAUAAGUUAUGAAAUUUAACAUUAAUAGUAGCAACAAAAAUUUGCAUUUAUUACUGCUAUUUAUCAUUUUGGUAAAUAUUGCAUGCUAAUAAAUAAUAAAAGUAUUUGUAUGUCUA